Molecule: messenger RNA, 584 nt
Organism: Xenopus tropicalis (tropical clawed frog)
Lineage: Eukaryota; Metazoa; Chordata; Amphibia; Anura; Pipidae
Gene: dynll1
Product: dynein light chain LC8-type 1
Biological process (GO): microtubule-based process
Cellular component (GO): cilium; dynein complex; microtubule cytoskeleton
Source: RefSeq, marked provisional
GAGUGUGGGAGAACGCGGGUUGUUACAGUUGGUGCGUUGCUGUAGAAGAAAAAAGUCACACAGAUCACCAUGUCUGAGAGAAAAGCUGUGAUCAAGAAUGCUGAUAUGUCAGAAGAGAUGCAGCAGGAUGCUGUAGAUUGUGCUACUCAGGCACUUGAGAAAUUCAACAUUGAGAAGGAUAUAGCAGCCUUUAUCAAAAAGGAAUUUGACAAGAAAUACAACCCUACAUGGCAUUGCAUUGUGGGAAGGAAUUUUGGCAGCUACGUUACACACGAAACAAAGCAUUUCAUUUAUUUCUACCUGGGUCAGGUAGCCAUCCUUCUCUUCAAAUCUGGCUAGACUGAUGAGGAAUCCUCACUUUGCCUGUAAAAACUCCAGAGACUUGUGCUAUAGCCUAACCAAGGGAACAAACCUUCUCUACCUUCCUUGUGUCCUUAUUUGUGAUAACAGGACUGAAAACCUGUUGUGCUGAGUUGUUUUUCAUAAUGGUUAUAAAAGAGAAUGCAACAACAAAAAUCCGUAUUUAUUUUCUAAUGUUGCUAUUUUUUCUUAACAUUUAAUAAAUGUUUUUGUUUUCUUUUGAA